UUCUUCAAACAAUAUUGGGAAUUUGAAGAUUGUUUCAACUUUCAAAACAUUUAACUUCAAGUUCUCUACAAAACUGGCUAGUCUAUGGAGUACCAUUUUAUUUCUAUAUUACUAGAAUGUUCAAGUUUGCAAUGCAUAUAUGCACAACAAGAAUCCAACAAAUUUCCCAGUCAUAAGAAAUCACCACCACCUACUAUGUUCAAACUUGGAGAAAAUGGCAAAACAGGACGCACCACUCACUAUAAAAUUGUUGCCAAACUAUUCCCCAGCAAUUCACCCAUUCGCCUCGAGGACUUUGAGAAUUGAUCGAAAUGGCAAUUCUGCAGCGAGUUUUCUUCCCACUACUUAUCGUUGUUGCGAUUCCUGCAGCAGUAGCAGCAGCAGCAUCAGCACCAGUCACGUAUGUGUUUGGCGACUCGUUGACAGAAGUGGGAAACAACAACUUCCUGCAGUCUCUUGCCAAGUCGAACUACCCUUUCUAUGGAAUUGAUUAUUUCGGGGGAAUGGCCACGGGGAGAUUCACUAAUGGAAGAACCGUGGGCGAUAUAAUAUCUGAAAAGAUGGGGAUUCCAUCCCCGCCUCCAUAUCUUGCCUUGCUACCCAACGAUGAAGCCUACGUGACAGGGGUGAACUAUGCAUCCGGUGGAGCUGGAAUACUCAAUGAUACUGGGCUCUACUUCGUUCAGAGGCUGACAUUUGAUGAUCAGAUUAGUUACUUUGAGAAGACAAAGGAAGCUAUCAAGGCCAGACUCGGAGAUGAGGCUGCAGAAAAACACUGCAAUGAGGCACUUUACUUCGUUGGAAUUGGUAGUAAUGACUAUGUAAACAACUUCUUGCAGCCCUUCUUAGCAAAAGGCAUUCUUUAUACUCAUGAUCAAUUCUUGGAACUUUUGACGUCUACCUUAAACCAACAAUUCAUGAGGCUUUAUCAUCUAGGUGCACGAAAGAUACUCUACCACAGCUUGGGGCCUCUCGGGUGCAUUCCAUCCCAGAGGGUGAAAUCACAAACGGGGGAAUGCCUAUAUCAAGUCAAUGUAUAUGUUCAGGAAUUCAAUUCGAGAGUAAAAAAUAUGAUAACUACACUAAAUACCCAACUCCCAUAUGCAAAGAUGACAUUUGCAGACACUUAUCACGACGUUUUGGACUUAAUUGAGAACCCCUCUGCCUAUGGUUUCAAGUAUUCCAACACGUCGUGUUGCAAUGUGGACACGAGUGUGGGAGGGCUAUGCCUCCCAAACUCAAAGCUGUGUCUAAACCGCUCAGAGUACGUGUUUUGGGAUGCUUACCAUCCCUCAGAAGCUGCAAAUCUCGUGCUUGCAGGAAAGAUUUUCACCUACCUCGAUGAAGCUCACAAUCGUUCUUCCCAUGCUCCCAAGCCUUCUCAUCGGCGACUGCUUUCAAAUGGAAGAUCAAUUCAGAAAGUCAUGUAAAACGGAAGAGUAUGAAUACAUAUACCAAUUAAAAGAAGCCUUUGUAGUUUAAAAUUGUUGAGAAAACCUGCAAAGAACACGCGAGAGUGAUCUUGAUUCUUGCAAGUGUAUUCAAGUCUUCAAAGAUGUUCUGUAACAUUAUGUGUUGUGUUUUGGUGUCA
This is a messenger RNA of Ipomoea nil (Japanese morning glory), 1591 nucleotides long. Its product is annotated as GDSL esterase/lipase At5g37690-like. Gene Ontology annotation, molecular function: hydrolase activity, acting on ester bonds. Bases 312 to 1430 code for a protein of 372 amino acids. Lineage: Eukaryota; Viridiplantae; Streptophyta; Magnoliopsida; Solanales; Convolvulaceae. The transcript is spliced from 6 exons. The record is from RefSeq and is a predicted model, not a curated record.